AACACCACCAACCAACCCCACAUAUUUUGCUAUCCCCUCUCUAUUUAGUACGCGUGUAUAUGCUGCCCCCAUUCCCCUAUCUCUUGCUAUAUAUAAAAUCCCCACACUGUUUCUACUUUUUUUUCCUCUCCUUUCAUCAAUUCCUACACCUUCUCAAAAGCAUAAAAAGGGCACUUUUAUCACCAUUGAAGAAUCCCUUUGAAAGGAUAACGAGAGGCUGCUAGAUUCUUCUUCUUUUUUUUUUUUUCUUAAUAUCUGAGCUUGUUGGGGUCAAAGAUCUUAACUUCAACUAUUUGGAUUUCUGGAAUUAAAGAUUACAAUUUUUUUUGUUUUUGGGAAGUUGUGUUUCUUUGGUAAUAAAGAUUUGAACUUUUCUUUGAUUAAUUUGUCUUCUUGAAUUGGUUGGAGUAGAAAGAGGGAGUUUUGUGGGGAUUGAAAUUUUUCUAAGUAAUUUGGUGUAAAUGAGGAUGAGGGGUGAGAUAGUGGGGUACAAGAGGGAGAUGGAAGAUGAGGAAGAGGAAGAUUACAGCACAGAAGAAAUGAACCACAGGGAAAAGGAAAUGGUUGGUGGAGGGGUACCACAGUCUAAGAAGUUUGUUGUGGUGGUGGGUUAUGCUCUUACUUCCAAGAAAGUUAUGAGCUUUUUGCAGCCUAAACUUGAAGGUCUAGCUAGGUCGAAGGGAAUAUUGUUUGUUGCUAUUGAUCAGAACAAACCCCUUUCAGAUCAAGGUCCUUUUGACAUUGUGCUCCAUAAGUUGUCAGGAAGCAAGUGGCGGCGUAAUCUUGAGGAAUAUAGGCUAACACAUCCAGAUGUCACAGUUCUUGACCCUCCGGAUGCCAUACAGCAAGUAUACAACCGCCAAUACAUGCUUGAAGAUGUUGCGGACCUGAACUUGUCGGACACGUAUGAAGUGGGGAGAGGGCCAAAUGCCGGGCUUCUGGGGAAAGUCGGUGUUCCAAGGCAACUGGUUAUUGAGAAAGAUUCUUCAUCUAUUCCGGAUGCAGUAGGUAAAGCUGGUCUGAGACUACCUAUUGUUGCAAAGCCUUUGGCUGCUAAGUCCCAUGAGUUGUCUCUCGCCUAUGACAAGUUCUCUCUUCAGAUGCUUGAACCCCCACUUGUGCUACAGGAAUUUAUCAACCAUGGAGGUAUUCUGUUUAAGGUAUACAUUGUCGGGGAAACAGUUAAGGUGGUUAGACGAUUCAGUUUACCUGAUGUUAGCAAACGUGAGCUGUCAAAAAACCCAGGGGUUUUCCGAUUCCCAAGAGUUUCUUGUGCUGCUGCAUCUGCAGAUGAAGCAGAUUUAGACCCUUGUGUCGGGGAGCUUCCUCCGCGACCAUUACUUGAGAGGCUUGCUAAGGAACUUCGACGUAGAUCGGGACUCCGGCUCUUCAACUUGGAUAUAAUAAGAGAGCUUGGAACCGAAGACCGAUAUUAUGUCAUAGAUAUUAAUUACUUUCCUGGUUAUGGGAAGAUGCCAGAGUAUGAGCACAUAUUCACUGAUUUUCUUCUGAGCCUUGUGAAGCAGAAAUAGCAAGGAAUUGGGAAAAUCAGCUCCUCGUUAACUAUUACUGGAAAUGGAACUACUGGGAAGGAAUCCUCCCCGCAGCACGAGGACGAUAACCUUUCCAAGAUUUCCGUAAAAGCUGGUUAGAGACGCUGGUGGAAAGCGCAGAAGAGCUCUAUCGAUAAUGGCUACGUCUUUGGAAGCUUGCCCCUUGUACACAAUCCCAAUUUACCGAGCAUAGGAUCCAUCUUUCAUUUCCCGUCUUUGAGAAUUGAUAGGUUGGAGGUGAAGAAGUGGUAAAGAAUUGCUUCCACCUUGUAAAAAUGUCGUCAGGAACAUAUCAAUGUACACUGUUGGCUCUUCUAAUCUUACUGGAUACCUUGGUUUUUCG
Messenger RNA from Capsicum annuum, 1896 nucleotides. RefSeq names its product inositol-tetrakisphosphate 1-kinase 3. The transcript has 11 exons. The record is from RefSeq and is a predicted model, not a curated record. NCBI's taxonomy places the organism in Eukaryota, Viridiplantae, Streptophyta, Magnoliopsida, Solanales, Solanaceae. Bases 462 to 1532 code for a protein of 356 amino acids. Gene Ontology annotation, cellular component: cytoplasm. Gene Ontology annotation, biological process: inositol trisphosphate metabolic process. Gene Ontology annotation, molecular function: inositol-1,3,4-trisphosphate 6-kinase activity; ATP binding; magnesium ion binding.